Molecule: messenger RNA, 3036 nt
Organism: Xenopus laevis (African clawed frog)
Lineage: Eukaryota; Metazoa; Chordata; Amphibia; Anura; Pipidae
Gene: pik3r1.S
Product: phosphoinositide-3-kinase regulatory subunit 1 S homeolog
Exons: 15
Coding region: 44-2026 (660 amino acids)
Biological process (GO): signal transduction; cellular response to insulin stimulus; phosphatidylinositol phosphate biosynthetic process
Cellular component (GO): membrane; phosphatidylinositol 3-kinase complex; cytoplasm
Molecular function (GO): 1-phosphatidylinositol-3-kinase regulator activity; kinase regulator activity
Source: RefSeq, a predicted model, not a curated record
UGGUUAUCUAUACUGUGCCUGGCAUCUGCACCCAGGGGGCAAAAUGAUUGCGCUCAGUGAAAAGCUGAUUGUGGACUGCAGCAAAGGAAUCAACAAAGUUGCUAAGUUUCUCAAAGGAGGAUUUGGGGCUCCAAAGCUGCAGGCGGUGUUCCAGCAUAGCUGCAAGCAAGCAAAGAUUUUAAUCGCAGCUUUUACACUUCCUGACCUUGCCGAACAGUUCUCACCACCUGACAUCGGCCCUCCGGUCCUUAUCAAGCUUAUAGAAGCCAUUGAAAAGAAAGGUCUUGAGUCUGCAACAUUGUACAGAUCACAAAGCUCCAGCAGCUUGACUGAACUGAGACAGAUCCUAGAGUGUGAUGCUGCUUCAGUGGAUUUUGAGCAAUUCGACAUAGCGAUUCUGUCAGAUGCUUUAAAGCGCUACUUUUUGGAUCUUCCGCAUCCUGUCAUUCCAGCUUUAAUGUACAGUGAAAUGCUAUCUGCUGCCAGAGAGUCCAUAAGCUCAGAUGAAUAUGUGCAGCUAUUGAGGAAGAUCAUCCGAUGUGCCAACGUUCCACAGCAGUACUGGCUCACCCUGCAGUAUCUGCUCAAACAUUUCUUUCAACUCUGUCAAAGCUCCAGCAAGAACUUACUAAGUGCCAAGUCCCUGGCAGAAAUAUUCAGCCCCCUACUUUUCAGGAUCCAGGUAUCGAGCUCCGACAGCUCAGAAUUCAGCACUCAGAUACUGGAAGUUCUGAUCGCAAGUGAGUGGAAUGAGAAGCAAGCUGCUCCAGCACUGCCACCAAAGCCUCCCAAAUCUACUGCUGUAACCAACAACGGUACAAAUCACGUUAUGUCUCUGCAAGAUGCUGAAUGGUACUGGGGAGAUAUUUCAAGGGAAGAGGUCAACGAAAAGUUGCGUGAUACCACUGAUGGGACCUUUCUGGUACGAGAUGCAUCAACUAUAAUGCACGGUGACUACACCCUAACGCUAAGGAAAGGUGGAAAUAACAAACUUAUUAAAAUCUUCCACCGGGAUGGAAAAUAUGGCUUUUCCGAUCCCCUGACUUUCAACUCUGUAGUCGAACUUAUUACCCACUACCGAAAUGAGUCUCUUGCUCAGUAUAACCCUAAAUUGGACGUCAAACUCCUGUAUCCCGUGUCAAGGUUCCAGCAGGAUCAGGUAGUCAAAGAAGACAGUAUAGACGCAGUGGGGAAGAAGUUGCGAGAGUACAAUGUUCAGUUCGAAGAGAAGAAUCAAGAAUAUGAUCGACUAUAUGAAGACUACACAAGGACGUCUCAGGAAAUUCAAAUGAAAAGAACUGCCAUUGAAGCAUUUAACGAGACCAUAAAGAUAUUUGAAGAACAGUGCCAAACACAGGAAAAAUACAGCAAGGAGUAUAUUGAAAAAUUCAGACGCGAAGGCAAUGAGAAGGAGAUACAGAGGCUUUUGCACAAUUACGAAAAGCUGAAGUCUCGCAUCAGUGAAAUUGUUGACAGCAAGAGAAGACUAGAAGAAGAUCUAAAGAAGCAAACGGCUGAAAACCGGGAGAUCGAUAAGCGAAUGAACAGUAUCAAACCCGAUUUGAUUCAGCUGAGGAAGACCAGAGACCAGUACUUAAUGUGGUUGACACAGAAAGGCGUAAGACAGAAGAAAUUGAACGAGUGGAUGGGCAACGAGAACACUGAAGAUCAAUAUUCAGUGGUAGAGGAAGAGGACUUGCCACAUCAAGACGAGAGGACGUGGAACGUUGGCAAUAUCAACAGAAACCAAGCCGAAAACCUUUUACGUGGGAAACGAGACGGAACAUUCCUUGUGCGAGAGAGCAGCAAAGCGGGUUGCUUCGCUUGCUCUGUAAUGGCGGAGGGAGAGGUAAAGCACUGUGUUAUAAACAAAACGCAUACUGGUUUUGGGUUUGCAGAGCCGUACAAUUUGUACAGCUCUCUGAAAGAACUGGUGCUUCAUUACCAACACACGUCGCUUGUACAGCACAAUGACUCUCUUAAUGUGACACUAGCACACCCUGUAUAUGCACAGCAAAGGCGAUGAAGACCUAACGAACUAUGGAGUUCACUCCUACACUGACGACAUUGAAGCCUGCCCAGGCACGGAAUAUAAAUAAAGCUCCUUCAUCGGCCCAGUUCACAGAUUGAGCGGCAGUAUCAAAGCUAUCCUCGGAUGGAAUAAGAGCUUUCUUUCACCAUGGAAGCAGGAGAUGAGUGUUAAGCUGUGAAUGUAUGUCUCUAAGCUAUUGUGCUUGCUUUCUAAGAACCAAAAGCACAGCAACAUAAAGAUAUGCUAUUGAAAAAAAUAAAAGCCAAUCUCCCAGGCCUGCAGGUACCUAGAGGCCUUCACCAUGGUGCUUGUUUACGUUCUAUUAAAGCUUUACCAGCUUGAAUGUUGGUCUGCGCAGAUCUAAGAAGCCAAGGUGUCUUUUGUUUUGGGGAACCGUUCCACCGUAAACCGACUUAUAAAUGACUCAUGGCAUUGCAUACGGCGGAUCUACUUAACAGAGCCUUGUGGAUUAGUAUCAUUUCCCCCACCCAAAAAUAAAUUUCUAUAUAUGUAGCGGAAUGGCACUUUUCAUCAUUUCUUAUUAAACGGAACUGCAACGAAAUGACAAAGCAGCGAGUUGCCGGAAGUGUUUUCAAAUAAGAAACUGAGAAAAUUCUCUCGUAGAGUCUAUUUAAUGAGGAAGAUGGCCAGAUGGAAAAAUGGCAAACAGUAUAUAUAAAUAUAUAUAUAUGUACAUAGCAUUGGGUGACUGUCCAAAUGGAACUCGUACCAAAAUGUCUCGUUUAUUUUGCUGAUUGCUGAAUCCUUAAUGCUAUGCAACAUCAGUUUUCCUUUGAGCUGUUUUUUUAUAUAUAUAUAUGUGUACCAAUAAGAAACCUUUCUGUUCAUUUUGAAAUAAUGUUACUUAUUUUGUUAUCACUGUUUUGUUUUUUUGUCCGUAUGAAACGUGCAGUAAGCGUCGGGACAGGUGCAGAGAAUUUAAAGCUAUUUUACCAUAAACCUUGUAUAGAAAAACUUGGCUCUGAGCCUAAGAUUUAAUGAAA